Messenger RNA from Morone saxatilis (striped sea-bass), 499 nucleotides. Its product is annotated as phosphatidylserine decarboxylase proenzyme, mitochondrial-like. The annotation marks the transcript as partial. The transcript is spliced from 3 exons. Lineage: Eukaryota; Metazoa; Chordata; Actinopteri; Moronidae. The record is from RefSeq and is a predicted model, not a curated record. Gene Ontology annotation, cellular component: mitochondrion. Gene Ontology annotation, molecular function: phosphatidylserine decarboxylase activity. Gene Ontology annotation, biological process: phosphatidylethanolamine biosynthetic process.
CGCCUCCUCCUCCUCCUCCUCAGCCUGCCGCAGCAGGUUCCUGCCGCCGCUGGCCGGCGGCCGCGGGGAACCCUCACCAUGAACGGCCUGACGGCUCGUCGCACCACAGACGGCCGGAAGCACACCGAGGCGCUCCAGGAACCUCGUUUGGCUCUCCAUCGCCGUCUGAGCGCGCUCAGUGGUUGUGUUUGUCGCCCCUCCCCUUGGCGCCGUCGGCCAAUUGCCUUCCUCUGCUACGUCCUGUCCGUCAGCGCUCUGCGGCCGCUGGCCAAUCGGGUGGCGUUGUACCGGUCCUUCCCGACCCGCCUCCUCUCUCGGGCCUGGGGUCGGCUGAACGGGGUGGAGCUCCCCACCUGGCUCCGAAAACCCGUCUACUCCCUCUACAUCUGGACCUUUGGGGUCAACAUGCAGGUCAAGACCAUGUUUUCUGUUGAUAUUAUCUUCUUAGUUUGUAACUUAUUUUAACAUUUUAGAUUGGAUUGAUCUGGGUGGUCGUUUG